Messenger RNA from Solanum verrucosum, 2047 nucleotides. RefSeq names its product U-box domain-containing protein 15. The transcript has 4 exons. Gene Ontology annotation, molecular function: protein binding; ubiquitin-protein transferase activity. The record is from RefSeq and is a predicted model, not a curated record. Gene Ontology annotation, biological process: protein ubiquitination; cell surface receptor signaling pathway. Gene Ontology annotation, cellular component: cytoplasm; nucleus. Bases 69 to 2018 code for a protein of 649 amino acids. Lineage: Eukaryota; Viridiplantae; Streptophyta; Magnoliopsida; Solanales; Solanaceae.
CCUAUAAUUUAUUGAAUCAAAAAUUCACAUUAUUAAUAUUAUUGGUUUUGGUUCUUGGAGGUUUUCAAAUGGUAUCAGCUGGGGAAAAAGCUAUUGAACAAGGGUUUAAAAUGGAUGAAGAAAAUGAUCAAUCAAAUCAAAUUACAACUCCUAUUGAUAAAAGGGAUUUGGUAUAUGAACUUAUGGGUAUAAUUCAUAUUAUAAGUUCUUACGCCGAAUUUAGGAGGACUCAAAGAAAGGAAAGUCGUAACCUUGUACGUAGGAUGAAACUUUUAUUACCCCUUUUAGAAGAAAUUCGAGAUUUCGAAGGAAAAAUUCCUGAAUCUGGUGUUCAAUGUUUGGUGAAAAUGAAGAAGGCAUUUCAUUCUGCUAAAAAAUUGUUAAAAACUUGUCAUUGUGGUAGCAAGCUUUACCUGGCUUUGGAAAGUGAGGCUGUUAUAAGGAGAUUUCAUUCUGUAUAUGAAAAAUUAAGCCAAACCUUGGAUGGAAUGCCUUAUGAAGAACUUGGUAUUUCAGAUGAAGAGAAAGAACAGGUGGAGUUGAUGAUCAUUCAAUUUAAAAGGUCUAAGAAACGAAUUGAUACUCAAGAUAUGGAACUCGCGAUGGAUUUGAUGGUUUCAUUGUCCACGGAGAAUGAUCGAAAUGCAGAUAGUGCUAGUAUAGAAAGGCUAGCGAAAAAACUGGAAUUGCAUACAGUUGAAGAUCUAAAAGCUGAAAUGAUAUCAGUUAAAGAAGUUAUAAAAGAAAGACGAUCACAUAAUGCUGAGAACACACAACGAAUCGUUGAUCUUCUAGACAAAUUGAAAAAAUUAGCAGGUAUGGAAGAAACUGGUCCUUGUGAUGAACCUGUUAUGCCUAAAGCUCUCGAGAAAUCAACCUCGAUAGCUAUACCAAACGAGUUUCUUUGUCCUAUCACAUUACAGAUUAUGGCUGAUCCGGUUAUUAUCUCAACAGGACAGACGUAUGAAAGAGAGAGUAUACAACAGUGGUUGGAUUCAAAUCACCAUACAUGUCCGAAAACGGGGGAAACUUUGACACAUUUAUCAUUAGCACCAAACUUUGCUCUAAGGAAUUUAAUUGAAGAGUGGUGUUUGAAAAACAACUUUCAACUUCCAGCAAAAGAGACUCCAAUGAACCCCGAAAGUCCUUCUGCUGGAAGUGAUGAAAAGCUAUUGUCGUUGAUUAAAGACCUGUCUUUUAGUCAUUUAGAAGUGCAGAGAAAGGCAGUAACAAAGAUCAGAAUGCUUUCGAAAGAAAAUCCAGAGAAACGAACAUUGAUAGCUAAUUAUGGAGGAAUUCCACCACUCGUGUUGCUACUUUCCUAUCCGGAUUCCAAAAUCCAGGAACAUGCCGUGACAGCUCUUUUAAACUUGUCAAUCGAUGAAUCAAACAAGAAACUUAUAUCCAGAGAAAACGCGAUUCCUGAAAUAAUUGAGAUUUUGCAAAAUGGAAGUGUUGGAGCUAAAGAGAACUCUGCAGCAGCAUUGUUUAGCUUAUCAAUGCUUGAUGAAAACAAAGUAGCUAUAGGUUCGUUAAAUGGCAUCCCUCCGUUGAUUGAUCUGUUAAAAAAUGGAACAAUCAGAGGGAGAAAGGAUGCUAUUACUGCACUUUUCAAUCUAUGUUUCAACCAUGCUAACAAAAGUAUCGCGAUCCAAGCUGGGAUUGUAGCACCAUUACUUCAACUACUAGAGGAAAAACACUUAGACAUGGUUGAUGAGACAUUGUCAAUAUUGUUGAUUCUCGCGACUCAUCCAGAAGGCAGACAGGUAAUUGGAAAGCUUUCAUUCAUCGAAACACUGGUAAAUUUGAUGAAGGAUGGCACUCCCAAGAACAAGGAAUGUUCUGUGGCUGUACUUUUCGAGUUGAGUACCUAUAAUUCAAAUCUUAUGCUUGCUGCCCUUCAAUACGGCGUGUAUGAAUAUCUAGUAGAGAUAGGUAAGGAGGGAACUGAUCGCGGCCAAAGGAAAGCAAAAUCAAUACUACAACUUAUGACCAAAACUGAGCAGAUCCCAUAUUGACAAUGCAAAGUCCAAAUGUACAUCUGCUU